AUUUCCUCUGACCAUCCCGUCAACUAAGUCACGACGAAGCAAUUGCAAUUGACCUCGCCAGGAUGAGGCCAACAGCUCGUGUGUUUGCACGCUACCUAGAGGCCGGUACUCCCACCGGUCUCACUGGUCUUUGGACUCAUGCCACGCCACGAUCGACCCUCCUCUACCUGUACGGCACAACCCUCAGCAAGCUCCAGAGCAUCCCCGAGACCUCCAUGUACCGUCAAUCCGUUGAGGCUGUCACCAAGCACCGCAUGUCCCUCGUCGAGCAGAUGAUUCCUCCAGGUUACAACGAGUGGGCGGUUCGCGCCAAGGAGCUCGUCAGCAAGAACUCCUCUCAGUUCCGAGUGGCCAGCGGCCGCGUUGACGGCAGCGAGGCUCACACUGUUAAGCUCGGCGACAAGAUCUUUGUGGUGGGCCGAAAGCACGAGGCGGGCGAUAUCCGAGUCGAGGAGUGGAAUGGCGAAGAGGAUGAAGGUCCUGAGUACGAGGGAAUUCGAACACAAAGGGAGCGAGAGGACCAGGUUACUUGGGCAGAGCGCAAGCCUCUUGAGGAUCAUGAGAAGAUUGAAUGGGAGGAUGAGCCUCAGAUGACUGCCGACCAGGUCCACGAGCUCGAGCAGAAGAUCGGAGCUGGCCUUAUCGAGGAAGUUAUUCAAGUCGCCGAGGGCGAGCUUAAGCUAGUUGAGACCAUGGAGAAGUCCAAGGUCUGGGAGGAUCUCGAGGAGAAGCCCGCCCCUGGUCAGUGGACUUACUUUGACCGAAUCUAAACAGAGCCAGCAGCAGAAGAUGAAGCAAUUGUAAAAGUAGAGGGGAUUUAUGUACAUAGGAUGAUUAUGCUGAGCUUUGUGAUUGGGUCAAUAGAAAUGAACCUAAGAGCUUUACUGAUGAACUGGGAUGUGAAGUCAUGGUAUUAACAUCUAACGGCAUUUUAACGUGCUUCGCCUUCACUAAGCUGAGGUGCAUUCAGUUUUCUUCCUGCUUGUUCAUCGCGUCAAGUUAGGUAUGAAGACAGUUGCAGCCGAAGUGUUUGUCUUUCUACAAUUCGAAUUAACGAUAUAAGCUACAUCAGUG
Messenger RNA from Fusarium odoratissimum NRRL 54006, 1074 nucleotides. RefSeq lists its product as uncharacterized. Gene Ontology annotation, biological process: respiratory electron transport chain. The transcript has 3 exons. The coding region runs from base 63 to 770 and encodes 235 amino acids. Lineage: Eukaryota; Fungi; Ascomycota; Sordariomycetes; Hypocreales; Nectriaceae. The record is from RefSeq and is a predicted model, not a curated record.